AUGUCGGCCGGCGAGUUUAGCGAUCAAAACGCGCUGUUGCGUUCCAAUUCAUCGGCGUCGUCGGAGGAUGAUAUAGAAGCCCAAUCCACUUCUUCCACUUUGACUCCAAGGUCUACUGCUCGUAAGAAAGGUAUCAGAGAUCUGUUAAACCGUUUAGAUCGAGGGUUUAAUCGCCGGAAUGCUAGUUUCAACCGCCGGCCAUCCGAUUCUUCCUCCUCCGCCACCGCCGGCCACCCCCACAAUCAUUCCCUUCCUUCCCCAUCUUACUCCGAUAAUAACACUGUAGGUUAUACUCAUGGUAAUACUCGCAACAAUGGCAAUGCCGGCAGCGCCAAUGGAAGUGUUCAUGCCAGCGGCGACGAUGAGAUGCUUGGCGAUUUCGCACCGCCGGAGUGGGCGUUGUUGCUUAUCGGAUGCCUUCUCGGUCUUGCUACUGGGCUUUGUGUUGCCGCUUUUAAUCGUGGGGUCCAUGUGAUACAUGAGUGGGCAUGGGCAGGAACCCCAAAUGAGGGUGCUGCGUGGCUGCGUUUGCAGAGGCUAGCUGAUACAUGGCAUCGGAUAUUGUUGAUACCAGUUUUGGGUGGAGUUAUUGUUGGCAUGCUUCAUGGUUUACUUGACAUAUUGAGUCAAAUUCAGCAGUCAAGCUCUUCUUCUCAAGGCCAGGGAUUAGACGUAAUUGCUGGAAUAUUUCCCACUGUAAAAGCCCUUCAGGCAGCCAUAACUUUGGGAACCGGGGGUUCAUUAGGACCUGAAGGGCCGAGUGUAGACAUCGGGAAAUCGUGCGCUUAUGGAUGCUCUGUGAUGAUGGAGAACAACAAGGAAAGGAGAAUAGCUCUCGUAGCUGCGGGUGCGGCUGCUGGAAUUUCUUCAGGUUUCAAUGCUCCUGUUGCUGGCUGUUUCUUUGCUAUUGAAACUGUAUUAAGGCCCCUUCGUGCAGAAAAUUCUCCCCCAUUUACAACUGCGAUGAUAAUAUUAGCUUCUGUUAUCUCAUCUACGGUAUCAAAUGCUGUGCUUGGAGAGAAACAAGCUUUCACCGUGCCCACGUAUGAAUUGAAAUCUGCUGCUGAGCUGCCAUUGUACCUGAUACUGGGGAUGCUCUGUGGUGUAGUGAGUGUGGCUUUCACUCACUUGGUUGCUUGGUUCGGUAAAGCUUUUCAGUUUACUAAGGAGAGAUUUGGGAUCAAUGAUGUCGUCUGCCCUGCAAUUGGAGGUUUAGGAGCUGGGAUAAUUGCUCUUAGAUAUCCUGGAAUACUUUAUUGGGGUUUCACUAAUGUAGAUGAAAUCUUGCAUACCGGGAAAACUGCAUCUGCACCUGGGAUUUGGCUUCUAGCACAGUUAGCUGCAGCAAAAGUUGUGGCGACUACUCUGUGUAAAGGUUCUGGCCUUGUUGGUGGCUUAUAUGCUCCUAGUUUAAUGAUUGGUGCAGCCGUGGGUGCUGUAUUUGGAGGUUUGUCUGGGGAGCUAAUCAAUUCAGCUAUUCCAGGAAAUGCUGCUGUUGCCCAGCCACAAGCCUAUGCAUUGGUUGGAAUGGCUGCUACUUUAGCUUCUGUUUGUUCAGUGCCUUUGACUUCUAUUCUGCUGCUGUUUGAGCUGACAAAAGAUUACAGAAUAUUGCUUCCUCUAAUGGGGGCGGUUGGAUUGGCAAUAUGGGUGCCCUCAGUGACCAAUGAAUCUAAGGAAACCGAUGCAUCAGAUUCGAAGAGUUUGACUAGAGGUUAUUCAGUUCUCUCUCCUUUAGAAGACAAAAAUGAGGAAGAAAGAAACGGCAUGGAGCUUUCUAUUGUUGGUAGCCGCAGUAACGAAGAUGAAGUGGAUGAACUGUUUAUUUUGGAAGAAUUGAAGGUCUCAGAUGCUAUGUCAAAAAACUUUUUGAGGGUUCGUCCCACCCAAACUAUCAAAGAAGCUCUGAAUUCCAUGCAUGAUAGCCACCAGAGUUGUGUACUUGUUGUUGAUGCCGAAGAUUGUUUGGAAGGAAUCUUAACUUAUGGUGAUAUUAAGCGGUAUCUGUUCAAGCAGUCUGGUGACACUUCCAACACCAAUCCAUCCCUUUCUGAUGUAAGCAUGUGUCCUGUUUCAGCUGUAUGCACUCGAGGGAUAAUCUAUCGCGGACGACAUAGUGGAUUACUAACUUGUUAUCCAGAUAGUGAUAUGGCAACUGCUAAGCAGCUUCUGGAAGCCAGGGGCAUCAAACAGUUGCCAGUGAUCAAACGUGCAGGAGGAGAUCUCCAGAAGGAAAGAAAACGCAGAGUUGUUGCUGUUCUUUACUAUGACUCAAUCCAGAAGACUCUAAGAGAUGAGAUGGAUCACCGGAAAUUAGCAGUUCAACCGGGAAAGGAGAACAGUCAAUGA
Molecule: messenger RNA, 2349 nt
Organism: Oldenlandia corymbosa var. corymbosa
Lineage: Eukaryota; Viridiplantae; Streptophyta; Magnoliopsida; Gentianales; Rubiaceae
Source: the annotation of a GenBank genome assembly